CUUACGGAUCGCUUGUGUCUUAGGUUAGGUUAACUUGACAUAAAGAAUCAUGAACAAAUAGUGCAACAUGAGGGAAUUGAAAAGUGCCGCAGGUGUGCUUAGUUAAAGUCAAUUAAAGUGCCAAGCCAAGUUGUAUUUUAUUCGUUAACCUCACGUCAAUUUUUUUUUUUUUUUUUUUUUUUACAAAAUAAUCCAAAAGUGCCGUCUCCCACUAGCCUUCUUCCUUAUAAAACAGUUUCAUCCAUCCAUAAGAAAGGAAUUCCGCCCCCCGCCCCCCUCCCCCCGCCAAAAAAAAAAGGGAAGAAGAGAAGAGUGGGUGUAGAUGUGGCUAUGUCUUUUGUUCGGAUUGAGAAUGUGGGAAUGGGAUUUGUGUGGAUUGGAAUAUGUUGUAUUCUCAUGGGAGUCAACGGUGGAUGGGAUGAGGAGGUAGGAUUACUGAGAAGAGGAAGAGGUGGAUAUGGGAGAGAGUUCGAUUACUUCAAACUGUCUCUUCAAUGGCCAGCCACCUAUUGUCGGAGAACUCGCCAUUGCUGCUCUUCCAACGCCUGUUGCAGCCGCUCAAACUCGCCAUCUGUAUUCACAAUUCAUGGACUUUGGACAGAGUACAACGAUGGAACCUGGCCUGCCUGCUGUUCUGGUCCCCCAUUUGAUGAGAGGGAGAUUUCAACAUUGCUCGAGCCAUUGAGGAAGUAUUGGCCUUCCUUAAGUUGUGGUUCCCCCAGAUCUUGUCAUCAUAAAAAAGGACCAUUCUGGGCUCAUGAG
This is a messenger RNA of Capsicum annuum, 762 nucleotides long. RefSeq names its product ribonuclease 2. Gene Ontology annotation, molecular function: RNA binding; ribonuclease T2 activity. The record is from RefSeq and is a predicted model, not a curated record. Gene Ontology annotation, biological process: RNA catabolic process. Lineage: Eukaryota; Viridiplantae; Streptophyta; Magnoliopsida; Solanales; Solanaceae. Gene Ontology annotation, cellular component: extracellular region.